Molecule: messenger RNA, 1881 nt
Organism: Puccinia triticina
Lineage: Eukaryota; Fungi; Basidiomycota; Pucciniomycetes; Pucciniales; Pucciniaceae
Exons: 1
Coding region: 1-1881 (626 amino acids)
Source: RefSeq, a predicted model, not a curated record
AUGUUGGCCGGUCGGCUUAGAUACAACCUAGGUUGCCGAGCAAUAGCUCGGCCCAGACGAUUGCAAUUCGGGCAAUCCCGAACAUACGCAUUGGAGACGAGGGAGGAGCGGCAGAUACUAGCGUCGAUCGAGGGCGGACUGAAGAGCGGGCCGGCGGAGCCGAUGCCGGAAGAUGCGAAGGGCCAGGCGAUCUCGGCGUUCCGGCGGAUCGGGCUAGUCCUCCGGGCGGUCGUGUACGGCGGUCUGGGUCUGGGCGUGGCGGGGACGCUGGGCUUCUUUGGUCUGCAUCUAUGGGUCGAGCAUCUCGAGCUCGCCCCGGGCCGCCACGAUGAUGGACGAGCAAGCACCGUGGGCCGCCAGGACGACGACUACGGCUGGGAGGAGCAGAGCGAGGGCUGGGGCGGCGGCCAUCUCGUCAAGGGCACCGACCCCUCCCUCGGCUGGUCCAUCCGCGCACUCAUCCGCGCCGCUUGGGUCGCCCAGAACUGGCAGUCCGGACAGCAAGCCGUCGCCGCCGACCAGCUCCCGGAAGGCCGGCUCGUCGACGCGGCCUACGCUCUCUCCGAAUCCCGUCUCCAGCAGGCAAUCCUCAUGGCUAAGCAGGCCGGCUUCAAACUCGAGGACCGCACCCUCGUCGAGCUCCAACUGCGGCUGGCACACAUCUGCGAACGCAUCAAUACCCCACCGAGCUUGAUGAAGGCCUACGAGAUCUACUCCCAACUCUGGAAAUCAUGCGUGGAUUUGAGCGCGCGAUUCGACCCUAGUGUGGACUCGAGAGACUGGGAAGCCCGGCAAGCGAUCCGGAUCGCCGACCAGCUCGGACAGCUCGGACUGAAGAUCGCCGCCCUGGAACGACAGGCGGAGGGCUCUCGGGCCGAAUUUUAUCAGCAAGCUGCCGAAAACUAUUUGGUCUGGGCGAUCAGUCGCGGGUUGGGAAUCGGCUCAAGCCUCGACCACUCUGCAGACCUACAAUCUACGAGCGCUCAGUCCAAAGCCCCGAAAGGAUCGACAUGGUCAACGUUUUUCGGCCAGCAUGCGCGAGAGCCUGCGGGCCAGAAUGAUUUCUGUGCAGCCAACAGCGCCGUGGAAGCCCAUCUGGCCCCGAUCACAGACCGACUAAGCCUGUUAUCGGGCCUCCCAAUGCCGUCCGAGCCCGCGUUCAAGCCCGGUCAACUGCGUCUGACGAUCUCGUCGCUGAUGAAUCUCGCUGUCCAUCUGGUCUCCGUGGACAUGCAGAAAGCGUUUGCGAUCCAGGACCUCAUCCACCGCUUCGUCAGCGCGGCCGUCGAAGAGGCCCGGGAGAGCCUGAGGGACGGGUCCGCGGAUGCGAAGCUUCACUACCAUUGGCUGAGCAGUCGGGCGGCUCUGUCGGCGGUGUAUCUCUCCGAAAUCGGACAAGCGAUCAAGCAAAUGCCGGACCAAGAGAUCAUCGACCGAUGCCGGAAGGCGCUCGAAAUCGCCGACUCCACUAUCGCUAGUCUCGAGACCGAAGCCGGCUCGAAUGCGGUCUUUCAGCCGGGAAUCACCCGCUCGUUGUCCGGGCGAUUAUCAGAGCAGCUCGAAAGCUUGAAGCGGGACGUGCGGUUAACAGGUGCGAUGGGCGCGACGUUCCUGGGCCUGAAGUACGAGACAUGCCCCUCGAGAGCCGCUCUCGCCCAAUCCCCGCGUCUCCACACGGCCUUCAACUGGUGCUAUCGAGCCCAGCCUGACGCGCACAACGGCUGUCAACUAGCCAGACUGUUCUUCCAACGCGCCGUCGAUUAUUCACUCGGAACCUCGGGUGAUCAGUCUCGUCAUAAACAGCCUCUCGUCUUGCUCAAUCCAUUAAAUGAAAAUCUUAGACACCUCUCCCGGAUUGAUGAUCUAUCCAAAAAUACAUGA